GUGAAGUGCAAAGUCUGUUGGAGAAACAAGAACCAGAAUGGAAAAAAAAAAGAUGAAGCCAGUUUUCUGAGCACGCAAAAAUAAAAACUAGGUUGUGAUGUAAAAUACUAUGCACAUCAACUGAAGAAGUGAUAAAAAGACCUUGAGAUGGAGAACGAAGAUGGUUACGCAGAACUGAAUUUCAAAGCAAGGAAGAAAAACUCCAAUGCAGAAUUUUCCUCUGAUUCUUCAGCCUUGCGGUAUCUUGCUGCACUCUCAGGAUUUCUGAAUCUUGUAUUUCUGGGAGCUGUGAUUGCAUUAUUUCAGCAAUGUGACUUGCUAUCAAGUGAUGUGUGGAAGCCCAGAGAAAAUAUUUCUGAAAGUGGCAAUAUCUCAGGGGAAGAUCUCCAUGAAAACAACUUAUUGACUGCAUUAAAGGAGAGUUUAUGCAUGAAUACAAAUGACUCCAGAUGUGAACUCUGCCCCAUUGGUUGGAAGCUGCAUUAUGGGAGAUGUUAUUACUACUCAGAAAAAAGUGACACCUGGGAGAAUAGUAGAAGGUAUUGCUUAGGAAGAAAAUCUGAGCUCCUGAUUAUAGAAAAUGAGACUGAAAUGGAUUUCUUAAAUAAACUGAAGGAUAAAGACAUUGGCUUUGUUUGGACUGGAUUAAGUUUCAAUGAGGAUGAAGGAAAAUGGGUAUGGCUCAAUGAUCCCAAACAUCUAGGGCACAGUUUUACAAUAAAAGGAAGGAAGAAAGAAGAAAAAUGUGCUGCCUAUAAGCUGACAGAAAUGCAUGCUGAUAACUGCCACUCCCUAUACAAGUGGAUUUGCAGGAAGAGUGCAGUGUUUCUGCGGGUCUAAGACAUUUUAAAGUGAAAGAGAACUUUCUGAAGAAGAGCGAACAGUCAUUUCCUAUGGAUAUAAUCAGAAUAUUAUGUGGAUAUCAAUUCCAACGACACGUGGAGAAUUGUACACUGUCAUUUAUUCAUCUGAAUGGUUAUCUUGCUAUUUCUACACUAAGUGCUUUAACCUUCUGAACAUCAUUCAAGUUUUUCUGUGAAAUACAAAUGCAACGGUUUCUGUAAGUUAGAUGUCAUCCAGCUACUUGCAAAGUGAAAAACUAUUGUAUUUGGAUGUCCAGCCAAGCCUGGAUAGCCAAGUAGCCUACGUCCUUUAACUGCUGUGUAAACUUCUCUGGAACCCAGUAGGCACACAGAUGUACGAUGAAACAUCCUGAGUGACUAUGCUGCAACCAGAAGGAAAUGCUAUAUUGCUUAUCAAAAGAAAAAAAUUAAUGUAGCCAACCAGGUAUUACUGUAAAAAAUGCAAAAUAAACAAGCUAAAAAAUGGAGAAAUGAAAGAUUAUCC
This is a messenger RNA of Cygnus olor (mute swan), 1347 nucleotides long. Its product is annotated as killer cell lectin-like receptor subfamily F member 1. The coding region runs from base 148 to 840 and encodes 230 amino acids. The transcript has 8 exons. The record is from RefSeq and is a predicted model, not a curated record. Lineage: Eukaryota; Metazoa; Chordata; Aves; Anseriformes; Anatidae.